ACUCUCCGGCUACUGUCAGGUCCUGUCAGGCCUGACCCUGCUUGACUACCAUCUUCACUCUUCCUUCAGUUUCUCGAAACUCCCUUGGUUCCCAAUCAAACUCGAAAGUGCGCUAUUAGGCUUACAUACCUGUGUCUAUCAAUCAGCAAUGGCAAAAAAGCGCAAAGCAGUGGCAACGGCGCCACCAGAAAACGAGAAAACGAACACAAAGGCGGUCGACGGUGGCGUGAAGAAGCAGAAGAGGCUGGCAGGGAGGCAAGGUGCUCUCCGGUAUAUCAUGGAAAUUCCACUGGAUGUGCUUUUCGAGAUCCUCGGAUAUCUGGAUCCUAUUGAUAUUUUACGGUUGUCAAGGACAAGCAAGGGUCUUCGUCGUAUCUUGCUCUGUCGUUCAUCAAUGUCUGUAUGGAAAGCUGCGCGCAGGAACCUUAAGGUGCCUGACCCAAUUCCUUCGAUGAGCGAACCAAAGUUUGCAAACUUUCUGUUUGACCCUCGUUGUCAUUUUUGUUUGACCGCAACUGUUCACAAUAUUGCAUGGUGGGCCAAGUUGAGAUGUUGUAAGGCGUGUCUACCCAUCUAUUUUGCCUCUGCAUACGAGAUUCACGAGCGUGGCCUUCUUGUCAGCUUGGACAUUGAGAGCAUACUGUGGAAAGCACUGCCACGCUACCCUUUGGACAGUGGUUCGUGUGGCCAGAGACAAUGGCGUCGAGUGAACGAAGUCUACCUGAUUUCGGGAGCAGAAGAAUUGUCGCCUCAUGUUUCCGAUAUCGAAACUGUAGAAUCUACGAAAUGGAUUGUCACUAGAUUGGAGAGCCUUAUGCACGAUAUGGAGCAAUCCACGAUGUGCAAACAUUGGAUGGACAACCGGAAUUCCAACCGAGAGCGGGAGUUAUCUGACGCUCGUGAGUUGCGGUUCAACGCAAUCGUUGCCAAGUUGGAAGCUUCGGGCUGGGAUCAUGAAUUGACCUUUGCCAUCGGACGUGAAGACCUAAGGAAACACAAACUCGUAAAUCAACCCAAGCCGCUGACGGAUAGAAUCUGGCAGAAUAUCGAACAACCGAUUGCGGAGUUUAUGGAGACUGUUAAAUCCGAACGCUUGAAACGCGAACACAAGGCGAUAUGCGGGAAACGGUACAAAGUCCUGAUCUGCCUUCUCCGAGAGCGAGAAAAAUAUCUUCAGGACGAACAGGUUAUGCCUUCCUCAGUCGACGUUGCCUGCUGGGAGCCUAUCAAAUCAAUGAUCGAAGGCCCCCCAAAGGAAGAUGAAGGCGAAUUGACCAUGUACAAUGAAGCGCUGAAGGAGCUCCCACAGUUUAUCCAAGACUGGAAUCGAGAAAAAACACGACUACUACUCGCCGCUCUUCAGGCAGAAAAGCCCGAGGCGACAGAAGCUGAUCUCCGGUUAGCGACGACGGUGUUCCGCUGCCAACAUGCUCUCUGUAUGCGAUACAGUGUAGCACCGUUCCCCGGGAUUUUAACCCACCGAGCCUGUCACUACCGUGGCUUGGAACCGAACCCGUUACCGAAAUGGUUACCUUACAAUGCUCGACUUUCGUCAGAUUGUAAAUUUGGGUUGCACAAGUCAGGCUCGGAGAGUAUUAGGAAUAUUAUAGGGUUGUGUGGUUUGGAUCCUAGGACGACUACUGCCGAGGAUAUGCUUGCGAUGAACCCGCUUUUGGAAUGCAAGGAAUGUACUACUGAAUCUGGUGUGCGAUUAUUCAUGAGGUGGACGAGAGCGAUCACUCAUAGACAUGACGAUGACGACGAGAAUCCUGCUUCUGCAGCACCUCAGUUUGUGUUGGCGUCUGAGAAGGAAGAGAAGCUUGUUGGAGCUCAUGAAUCCAGUCAGGACAGAGAUACGUAUCAGUAUCGAGAUAGGCCUUGGUAUCGAUGUCAACAUUGCCGUGGUGCUUGUGGUACGUUGAAUCGUGUCAAGCGUCAUUUGAAGGAAGUCCACGAUAUUCAAACUCUUACAGAAACGGACAGCCAGAACUUCCGGUUUAUGGGACAUUUGAACUUGGAAGGGCCGUUCGCUGUUAGAGUUAUUCCGCCUGGAGUUCGGGAUUUGGAUUCGGACCUUAAUUUUGAUUCGUCGAGUUUGUAUCUCUGAUUAUGCCCUGGCUUGAGUUCAUUGCAUUUUUGAUUCUUUGAUUCGAAGGUCGUUAUUGUGCUUCCUUUUUUCUUCUUCUUCUCUUCAAGUACUGCGCUUCGGUCUGCAACUUAUCCUCGUCCUUGGAUUUUUCUUUGAUAAUGAAUAGUAUUAACUUAAUUACGCUCGUGCUUAACAGUUCUACUUGCACGAUAUAUCGAUAAUGGUCUUUUCGAGCUACCGCCAAAUCCAUCUUGAUCAUGACGACUCCUACCUCGGCCA
This is a messenger RNA of Marasmius oreades (fairy-ring Marasmius), 2368 nucleotides long. RefSeq lists its product as uncharacterized. The transcript is spliced from 10 exons. The record is from RefSeq and is a predicted model, not a curated record. Gene Ontology annotation, molecular function: protein binding. NCBI's taxonomy places the organism in Eukaryota, Fungi, Basidiomycota, Agaricomycetes, Agaricales, Marasmiaceae. Bases 149 to 2107 code for a protein of 652 amino acids.